AUGACUUCAUCGAUAGAACAGCAGCUUGACCAGCAACCGGACGAGGUUUCAACCGAAAAGCCCUCCGAGGUCAAGGAGGAUGAGACUCAAUUACCAGCGGGCACCCGGCUGUUAGCUAUUAUUCUUUCUAUUCUGCUCGCUAUGUUUUUAGUUGCCUUGGAUCGCACCAUCAUUGCCACAGCAGUCCCCCGAAUCGCAACCCAAUUCAAUUCUCUCGACGAUAUCAGUUGGUAUGCGAGUGCAUAUCUGCUGACAAGUUGUGCCACUCAGCUAUCUUGGGGCAAGGUGUACACCUUCUACUCUACAAAGACCAUCUUCCUAGUCGCGAUACUUAUUUUCGAAGUCGGAUCGGCCGUCUGCGGGGGCGCCCCCAACUCCAAGGCCUUCAUCGUGGGACGCGCAAUAGCAGGGAUUGGAUCAGCGGGUAUAUUCUCCGGUGCGACAGUGAUAAUUGCACAGAUUGUGCCGCUGGCCAAACGGCCGAUGUACGUCGGGCUUAUGGGGUCUAUUUUUGGCCUUUCAUCAAUCAUCGGUCCGCUGAUGGGUGGUGCAUUCACAGAUAAUGUAACAUGGCGCUGGUGCUUCUAUAUCAACCUACCCAUUGGCGGCUUCGCCGUGGUUAUCCUGUUCGUUUUCCUGGCUGUCCCUCACAAACCCCAACCGUGCACCUGGAAGCAACAGAUUCUCCGCCUCGACCCCCUGGGCAGCGUGUUCUUCCUGCCUUCUGUCAUCUGUUUUCUGCUUGCCUUGCAAUGGGGUGGCACAGCGUACCCCUGGAGCAAUGGGCGCAUCAUCGCCCUGUUCGUCGUCUCGGGGAUCCUGAUCAUAGCCUUUGUCGGCGUGCAAAUCUGGCUCAAGAAGGGGGCAACGGUGCCGCCUCAUAUAUUCAACCAGAGGAGCAUCCUCAGUGGAGUCACCUUUUCUCUGUGUGUGGGUGGAGGGCUAAUCUCUAUGCUGUACACGCUCCCACUCUGGUUCCAGGGCGUGCGCGGCACAUCGGCUGUGAAAUCUGGGAUUGACACGAUUCCUAUGGUGCUGGCAUUGGUUGUUGGAGCCAUCAUCUCAGGCGCAACCAUCACUGCAACAGGAUAUUACGUUCCUUGGAUGUUCGUUGCGGCAAUUUUCAUGUCGAUGGGCGCAGGGUUGAUGACAACCUUCAAGGUGGACACCAACCACGCCGCCUGGAUUGGGUACCAGGUGCUAUUUGGUAUUGGCAUCGGCACAGGGAUGCAGCAACCAUCCAUGGCUGCUCAAACUGUCCUUCCUAAGGAUGAGGUCUCCAUUGGUGUCUCACUCAUAUUCUUCGCCCAAUCUCUCGGUGGAGCUAUCUUUAUCGCUGUCGCCCAGUCGCUCUUCCAGAAUUACCUCGGUGCAAACCUACCCCACAUCCAAGGGAUUGAUGUAGCCAAGAUUCUAGGAACUGGGGCAACAGGUCUGUCGAAUGCUGUUCCGACUACCAAGUUGGCUGAGGUUCUGGUCUUAUACAAUGAUGGCCUCCGGCAGUCGUUCAUUGUUGCCGUGGCGGUGUCCUGUUUGAUGAUUGUCCCCGCGCUGACGAUGGAAUGGAGGUCAAUCAAGGGGAAAUCGUCCGACACGACUUCCUGA
This is a messenger RNA of Penicillium griseofulvum, 1605 nucleotides long. Its product is annotated as MDR family MFS transporter. The transcript is spliced from 2 exons. Gene Ontology annotation, molecular function: transmembrane transporter activity. NCBI's taxonomy places the organism in Eukaryota, Fungi, Ascomycota, Eurotiomycetes, Eurotiales, Aspergillaceae. The coding region runs from base 1 to 1605 and encodes 534 amino acids. The record is from RefSeq and is a predicted model, not a curated record. Gene Ontology annotation, biological process: transmembrane transport.